AUGGGUAAUUCUGUUAGUUGUAUCAUUGAAAUACAUAAUAAAUUAGAUCUGUAUCUAUUAAGACCAUUUGAUAAUAAAUUUAAAUGGGGAUAUUUGAAAUAUAAAACUGAAGGAAAUGAUAUAAUAUACCCAAAACAAACAUCAAUCAAAAUUGUACAAGGCAGAGAAGAUGGCAUGUCUGGAAUACAGGGUUAUUUUAUUUUCGAUAUUGUAGAACGAAGUAGUAAUGAUGAAAUAGCUCAAAUAAAAUUGAUUUUUGAUAUCCCAUAUGAUACAAAUGUAUAUUCAAGAGCUGCAAAAUUUGAAAUAAAAAAAUAUACUGAUGAUGAUGUUUUCAAAAUUGAAAAAACUGAAGAAUGGGGUGGAUACGGAUAUGGAGAAAACAAAUGCAAAUUUAUUAUAACCAAAAAUACCGAAGCUACUGAAACUCCUAUAAUCAAAUCAAAAUCAUUGAAAGCCCCUGUUAAAAAUAAAAAAGAUAAAAAAAGUAAAUAUUCAGUAAAUAAAAAAUCUGAUUGGUCUAUGAUUUGGGAUGAAAAUUUAUCUGAUUGA
Messenger RNA from Scutellospora calospora, 552 nucleotides. Lineage: Eukaryota; Fungi; Glomeromycota; Glomeromycetes; Diversisporales; Gigasporaceae. The record is from the annotation of a GenBank genome assembly.